AUGGGCUGGGGAUCCUCCAGUACACAACGAGCCAAAGUUGCUGCGGGAACCUAUGCGACCACCCGAGGGCACUUCCCCGAAGCGGAGCUGGCGCGGGCGAUGCGCACGCCGCCAGCAGUGCCUGGAGAGGAAGUUGAACUACAAGAAUGCGUCUUGAGUGCUCUUGGCGACAACAACAAGGUGCUGUUCAAUGCCAGACUUCAAGGUCCUGUGCAGGAAGUUCUGAAUUGGGAGGCUACGUGCAAACGCUGCGAACGAAGCAUGAAAGAUCGAAAGCCCGACAAGCAGGCGUUGCAGAUUCCGUAUCCCGUCUUCAUCCCCAGCAGAGGUCGUCCCGCGAAGGCACAUUUGAACUGGCAAGCCACACAUGUCUUCGGCGCACAAAAAGAGGACAAGCCGCCAGGGUUCAAGCCCGUGGUGUGUUUGGUCAUCGAACCAGCAGAAGAGGAGGAAUAUCGAGCGACAUGGCCUUCGUCGCUGAUGCUGAUACUUCCUGAAAGCAAUUGCGGCCCUGGCUAUGCACGCUGGGUUGUUCAGCAAGUUUGCACAAAAUUCUGUUUGGAAGGAGACCCUACGAAUCCACAAAGAUUCCAAAGGAUUUGGAUCGUUGAUGACACCCUGACAAUGUUUUACAGGCUAGCUUUGAUGGAGAAGUUCGUUGGCUGCGGAAGGCUCCGGAGGCCUAAAAGGAUGAAGUACCGCGUGGCCAAUGAAGGUUUGAUGUUCAUGGAGGCACUGUUGGCUGUCCAAAAACAUCAUUUCAUUGGAAGGGCUGCUGUGGCUGGUUUCUUGCGCGAUGAUGGCACUGCAGUGUGCAAGCGGAAUGAUUGGAAGCUGGAUGAGCUUGCCCUCUACAAGGUCGUCAUGUUGGACUUGUGCGAACUUUGGCGACUUGGGGUGGAAUACAUGCCGCAGCUGCAGAUGUAUGAGGACAUUUGCCUGAACCAUGAUGUGCUUACCAGGGGAGGUCAUACGCUCAAGUGUCAGUGCUACGGUUUUCGAGCAGUACACGCCAAGAAGGGUGGAUGCUUGAAGCAGCGAGAUGGACGCCACAAGCCGGGCCAAACGAGGCUCAAGGACCUUGUCCAAAAGACGGCCUUCAGAAGCAUGCAGAAAGACAGGCAAAAGGCAGUGCGGGAGCUGCUUCAAUAG
Messenger RNA from Cladocopium goreaui, 1152 nucleotides. Lineage: Eukaryota; Dinophyceae; Suessiales; Symbiodiniaceae. The record is from the annotation of a GenBank genome assembly.